This is a messenger RNA of Lingula anatina, 5314 nucleotides long. RefSeq names its product F-box/LRR-repeat protein 5. The record is from RefSeq and is a predicted model, not a curated record. NCBI's taxonomy places the organism in Eukaryota, Metazoa, Brachiopoda, Lingulata, Lingulida, Lingulidae. Gene Ontology annotation, cellular component: SCF ubiquitin ligase complex. Gene Ontology annotation, biological process: SCF-dependent proteasomal ubiquitin-dependent protein catabolic process; intracellular iron ion homeostasis. Gene Ontology annotation, molecular function: protein binding.
UGGUCAACACGUACGAGAUUGACCGAGACUCAAAAUUGCUCCAAAAUGGCACCCUUUCCUGAGGAAGUUGAUGUUUUUACCAUUCCCCACUCUCGAAUGAAGCAGUUGGUGCAUAAGUAUUGCGAUAUGCUGUCAUCAGUGAAUUUCAGCUCUGAUUUCGACCUUGAAAUGCUUCUCCAGAACUUAUGCAACACCUUUGCCGAAUUCAAAGCCCACGAACAGAUAGAAAAUGAACUCAUUAUGAAACGCUUGAAACACAAACUGAAAGCCUUACAGAUCACAAACACUGCUGUCUGCAACUGCCACUCAGACAAUCGCUUGACAGAAAUGAUUGAGUUUUUCAAAAGUGGUCUCGAAAAGGUCACCAGUAAUCCAGCAGAUAGGAUUAAUUAUGGCAAGCAGCUACGUGAAACACUGGAGGAGUUUACUGAGCAAUUCCUACCUCAUAUGAAAGAGGAAGAAGAGGUGUUUCAACCACUUCUCAUCAAGUAUUUCCCAUACGAGGAGUUGAAGAUCAUCAAAGAAGCAGUGAUACAAAAACACAUUGAAAAACACCAGCGCCAGAAAUAUGACGACAGUGAGAAAGAGGUGUGUGAGGAGGAGAAAGACACACCAGAAGAAGAAAAAGAGAGUUCCAGAGAAAGGUCCCAGGUAGAGCUCCCCCCUGAGGUGUUGGUCAACAUUUUCUCUUACCUGAACCCCCGGGAUCUGGCCAGGUGUGCUCAGGUGUGCAAGACCUGGAAUACACUGACCAUGGAUGGACAGUUGUGGAAGGCAAUAUAUCCAGUGCAGUGGGCUCAAGGUAAUUGGAGCUUCAGUGCCCCUGACUUGGAGCAGGAGCCAGAGGAUUUCAGUGAAGACCGCUACGUAGUCAUUGAUGAUGAUGCUGACAUUGAUGAGACCUAUGACAGUGACAGUAGUCACAGCAGCAAUGAUAGUUACAAUGAGAACAUAAAGCAGCUGCGCCAAGAAGCUCGAGUCCUAGUCAGUAUCACAAAGAACUUGCUGCCAAAGGUGGGGAAGUCUGUUGAAACGCUGAGUGUUGCUCACAGCAAGGCUAUUACCAAUGGGCUGCUGAGUAAGAUGUUGAAGCACUGCCCCAAUGUGCAGCACCUGGAUGUCAAACAAACCAAUGUGUCUGACACUGCAUUUAAAAGACUGGGUAAGGACGGCUGUGGUAGCAAGCUGAAAACCCUGAUCUUGUCAGGCUGUGCAAACAUAACAGACUAUACACUAAUCAAGCUGUCUCAGGCUCUCAGCGGAGGGUUGGAGGCAGUAUGGACCGAGGAAUUCUGCUGCCAGAACAACAAAUCUGACGACAAAGACAUUUACCAAGAGAAAUACGACUGUCAUGCACAGGUACCUCCCCCUUGUGGUGAAUAUGAAGAUCACGCAGAAGUGCCCAGUAUGCAAGACGACGAUGAAAAGCUGUCCUGUGAUAGUAUAGAUGGCAGCACCACAGUGUUACCCCAUCAGUAUAUAGACUUCGAUUCAUUUGAAUCCCAGCUCCAAAGGACGUUUACAAUGCUGGAGCUGGGGGGUGUCCCCCAAGUGGAAGGUCAGGUGAUGUCCACGUGCCAGAACUGCCCCCACCAGACGGGAAAUGUCGGCAGCAUUGAGAACUGUUCCAGACUCCUGACAGAGGAGAGGCAGAUUGCGGUAGAGAAGCCGCAGUUUGAUGUGAUAGAUGUGAAAAAGACUCUGGAAUAUCUGGACUUAUCUGGUUGCUGCAUGGUCACUGAUGUUGGAUUGAGAGCUUUAGCCAGCAACCAUGGCCUUCCCCGCCUGCGACACCUUGACCUGUCCGGCUGCAGUAACCUGAGUGGUCAAGCCCUGACCAGUCUGGUGGACACCUGCCAUGCCCUGAAUGUGGAAGAGCUGUACUACUGCGAUAACCUGCUGGACGGCCCGUACCCUGAGGAGGCCAGUGGAUGCCAGAACCUGGAGUGUUCUAAUAGGUUCUGUUGUAGGAGUGGGAAGUAGACGUGGACAUGGUUGAAGAAGUUGAACCAGAUGUGAAGAUGAAAAAAGACAACAGUUGAGAUGAGGCUCCAUUGUUCCUAUCUAGAGACAGACAUGUCUUAAACACCUUGUACAGACAUAGAUUUGUAUGUCGGACUCUCUGGUUAGGUAGUUAACAAGGUAAAUCAAAACGUGUGUUCAUGUAUAUCUGAUAGGUAAAUGCAAUCAAUCCUUUAAUAUAUAUAUUUUUUGCCAUUUUGGCAUAAUUAGUAAAAAUUUUGAAGCAAAGAGUUUCAGAUUUCUCUUUAGGCAAUCAUUGCGAAUAAAGGGGACUCAUUGAUGGUUAUUUUUGACUUUUAUGCCAGUUCAACAAAACUUUGUAUAAUUUUAGCUGCUUGUCGAACAAAGAAAGUUUAAGUGAGAUCACUGGAUGCUUGUUUCAUAUUUGGCAUAAUUAAACAUAUAUUAAGUAUUCUUUUUAUUUGAUAUAGUUAUUUUGCAUUUAUGAAAUUUAUGCAGAUUAAUUGUUUUACUGGAUAAAGAUUGAUUUAUCAGGUGACUUGCUUCCAACUGAAUGCUAACAUAAUAAUUUCACUGUUAAAAGUGUACCUCAGAAUGAAGAAACUUUCAUUAGUUACACUUAACGCCUACGCUCCACAAGGGCCACAGAUUGAUUUUUCACUAGAUAAUUUUUCACUAGAUAUAUCUUCACAGAUAUGUCUCUGACGAAUUAUAUACGAUUUUCUGUCCUGCAAGAAUUUGUAUAUUUAGAAUCGACAUCAUCAAGAAAGUAUUGAAAACCUGAAAGAGUGAGUUUAAAGAACAAGACUUCUUUCUGGACUUGAAGCUUGUACUAGUCACUGGUUUUAUUGACAGAAUUGAAGACAAUAUCUAAAAUUCAUAAAUUUGAAAAGCUACACCUCUUUAGUAAAAGACUGCUUGAAAGUUAUUGCGAAGAAAAAUGUAGGAUGAGCGCCAUUCAUUUAAAGUUAAAUAUUAGUAGUUUGUAAUUUCCUGCUACUGCCAGUAUUAAGAAUAUAAAGCAUAAUAGUAAUUUAUAGUGUGUUCCUCUGUUCAUUAAAUGUAAUUAUAUCAUUUAUUUUCCAUAAAAAAAGAAUGCAUAGAAACCAUAAUCAGGCAAUGUUUGCUGAUGAUUGAUCAUACUUUGGUUUAUUGUUUGUUCGGAUACAAUGUGAUUACAGCAUGAAUGUUAACAGAAGAAAAAACAGUUAUGAGUUGAACACAAGUGGAAAUGUGGAACCUGAUGAGAGAUAAUGAUCCUGGCAAAUGUAUUGAUUUGCUUGGUAUGAAAACACCUUCAAAUGACUGUCACCUUAUUAUUGAAGCAUGCUUCAUGCCAUGUAUCUGGGACAAGUUUCAGAGAAGGACUUGAUUACAAGGUUGGUCUUUACUCCAAGACUAUUUAUUUUAACCUAUGUUGGCUGAGGAAAGUCAUUAAAGGUGCAGCUAAAUCGGCAUAGAAGGACUGUUUCACGGAAAGUAAUACAUGUCUAAUGUCCAGGGUUCAUACAGCCUUGAAAAAAGUUUGAAUUAAGCCCCGGUCCUUUAAUUCAGUUUGUGGCCUUGAGAAGGACUUGUAUUCCAUCAUUUAUGUCCUUGAAAAGUACUUUAAUUCAAUCACUAAGCAAUUUGUCAAAACUUGUUCCAAGUCUUUGUCAUUUUUAUCUGAAUGUAGACAGUAUUUGGCAAAAGGGGAGAAUACUAGUACUCAUUUUGGACAACAUUUCAUUUUAUUCUUUUCAUGUUUCAUUAUUAAUGUGCUAUAAUGAAAAAAUUUUAUAAAAUAUUACUUUUUUCCUUGGUAUAUACAUAGGACAGUAAAUUGCCUUCCUUUGCCUUCCAAAAGUCCUUGAAAAGCACUCGUCUGAAUUUGUUCUUAGUAUUCCUGUAUGAACCCUGCAGUCUUAGACAUAUACGUACUAUUUAGCAGACCUCUAUAAAUAUAGCCUGGCUAGAAAUGCACCAGUUUCUCCAUCUUAGAGGAAAGACUGAUUUGGACUGACGUUCUUUCGUGAAAGGUCCCUAAUUUUACAUAUUCCGGCAGGUUUUCUAUAUGAAGAGUUGUGCAUUCUUGCUAAUAUUUCUCACUGCAUGUAGUGAAGUCUUAUUUGCUCUAAGUGAUGAAAUCUUCCAUGAUAUACAUAUUUAUCUUAUUAUACAACACACUGAAGUUGAUAUAUUCAUUGUAUGGCAGCAGGGCAUUAGGGUUUGAUAAUUGCGUAAGUGCUUUCUUUUUCAUCUUGAUGUCUUUUCUUCUUCAAGAGGUACUUAGAGAAUUGUCUACUUUUCUUGAUUUGUUUUUCACUUUCCCUGAAGAGAUCUUUGCAUUUAGAUUUUGUUCGGCUUGAUCGUAUUUUGUAUCCAGUGAAGGCUUGUUCUGAUCCCACAGUAGCUUGUUGGCAGGUUAUCAGACCAAUUUCUUUCUUUCUUUGUGCCCAGAUUACACAGGGGCAGUGACCCCUCUGCAUUUAAAUACCUGGUAUAUAAUUCCUUCAUUAGUGUGUCUUAUGAGUCCUGGUGUUUAGUCAGAUUUACUCUAUUUUUGAACAAACCUUUCAGCUGCAAUAAGACACUGCAGCAUUUUUCCUGAGAGUAGGAUUUUUUUUUUUUUUUUUUUUUUGUAUUCACAGGUCACAUGGCAAAGAGGGGUACUUAUAGUUAACUUUGUAGAGCAGUGCUGUGCAGAGCAUGGCUGACAAUUUUAAAGGUGGUUGAAUGCUGCAGUUGUCAACCUUGGAAAGCUUUAGCAGUUCUUAUGUACAUCAAAUAGUAUGAUAUAUAUAUAUAUAUAUAUAAUAUAUUUAUUAGAAUAGUUUUGUCCAGUGUCCAUUGCAUGUUGGGAAAGUUUUUUUUUCUGUAAAGCAAAAUGUGAGCAUUUGUGGAAGAGGAAUCACUUCUAGCUUCUUAUCAGUUUUAGAAGCUGCCAGAUAGAGGAAGUAAUUUGAUUAUGCUGUGUUCAUGGAUUUGAUUCUCUCAGUGUAUUUGUAAUCAGGACUUGUAGGACCUCUUACAUGGAACUAUUUCACUUUAGUCAUUGGCUCAUUAAGUAGAAAUUUGUGAUGGUGCCAAAGUGUGGCCAUUUACAGUAAUUACAUUUUUUUUUUUUGUCUUAAAUCUUUUGUGUUUAGUUGAGCUGCUUAAGACCAAUAUAUAUUGGUUUGAUCAAAAAAAAAUAGAGUGAUACAGUUUGGGUCAGAAGUUUAAAGAAAUUCCUAAUUGUUCUGGAAAAUGACUUUGUAUUUGUUCCUUUGUAUAUAUAAAAUUCAAAUCUUAAGAGAAAAUGUUGCUUUCGAAUGUUUAAAUUGUUAUUCAAAUAAAAGCAAAGAAAAAA